Molecule: messenger RNA, 150 nt
Organism: Plasmopara halstedii
Lineage: Eukaryota; Oomycota; Peronosporomycetes; Peronosporales; Peronosporaceae
Exons: 2
Coding region: 1-150 (49 amino acids)
Source: RefSeq, a predicted model, not a curated record
AUGACGAUUUUCUUACUGGGAAAGGCGAAAUUGUCUCAGAAUGACCGAGUCCCGGGAGAGCAAUGCAUUAUACGACUUUACCGCUUAGUAUGUUAUAUGUGCACAACAGGCACGGAAGCUGUAAGGGCUCAAAAACACGAUGUUUCUUGA